ACAAACUAUAGAACAAAUUUAUUGUGAUCCAUUUUAUCAGCAUCCUUGCUUGUUUAUUUUAGUCUGUUUUACUUUAGCUCUGUAAAUAGAGUGUGUACCUAUUUGUGUAGUCAAGUGUUACUGUGUUAGUCAUUCGGCAAUUUGCAUAAUAUUUAACAUUGAUAAAGCAUCAUGUUGGGGGAUAUAGAGAACAAACGUAAAGUUCCUACAAUGCUACAAAAAAUACUACAAUAUGACAUCCAAAUUAGCAAAAAGUUUGUGGACAUGUCCCACAGUAUUACUGCACUCAGAUCGCUGAGAAUACAUUCUAAAUUAUUGGAGGUAUCAUGUCAUGGAAUAGUAUGGCUUGCUGGAUGGUUGACAUUUAUAUGGCUUUUCAAUAGUAAAGACCUCUAUCAAUUGCAAGUCAAUAUGUUAAUUGCACUCCUGUUGGAUAUUGUGGUAAUUGCCAUUCUUAAAGCUUUUGUGAGAAGACGCAGACCUGUGCCAAUGAAUAAACUAGUCCCUGGCAACCCGGACAAGUAUUCCUUCCCUUCUGGACAUGCAAGUAGAGCGGCAAUGGUAGCAUUUAUACUUAUCUGCAUAGAUCCAGUGUCAAUGUUGUUCUACCCACCAUUAUUGGCUUGGGUGACAUCUGUUUGUAUGUCGAGGGUUUUAGCUGAGAGACAUUAUAUUUUGGAUGUCUUGGCCGGAGUAGGUAUUGGUGUACUCGAAGGCCUUUUCAUGUCAAUUUUGUGGUUUUCACAGAGCACUUCUCAGAGUAUUCUUACCUCGUUGUCUGACGAGAAAAGAGAUGGUGGUGAAUACCACGUUUAAUAUAUUAAUGAUUGAGUUAUUUUAUGUGUUACACAGUUUUUAUUUGAGUGAUUUUUUAAUUAAUAUAAUAUUAGGUACUAACACCAAGUCUAUUGUGAGAGUUAAAUAAAUUAUAAUUGUUGCAUUGGA
Messenger RNA from Aricia agestis (brown argus), 945 nucleotides. Its product is annotated as phospholipid phosphatase 6. The record is from RefSeq and is a predicted model, not a curated record. Lineage: Eukaryota; Metazoa; Arthropoda; Insecta; Lepidoptera; Lycaenidae. The coding region runs from base 172 to 816 and encodes 214 amino acids. Gene Ontology annotation, molecular function: sphingosine-1-phosphate phosphatase activity. The transcript is spliced from 4 exons.